Fusarium redolens is the source of this 1991-nucleotide messenger RNA. RefSeq names its product major facilitator superfamily domain-containing protein. The transcript is spliced from 2 exons. Gene Ontology annotation, molecular function: transmembrane transporter activity. The coding region runs from base 102 to 1571 and encodes 489 amino acids. Lineage: Eukaryota; Fungi; Ascomycota; Sordariomycetes; Hypocreales; Nectriaceae. The record is from RefSeq and is a predicted model, not a curated record. Gene Ontology annotation, biological process: transmembrane transport.
CUCUUGACUUCUCUUCAACUUUCUACAUAUGCUUCGCUUCCCCUCUCACUGGCUCCUCCACGAGGGUCACCUCCGACAACUUCUUUAUCAGUCUGUCAGCCAUGCAAGACGACGUCUUCUCUGUCUACGGCACCUGGCCGAAGCGCCUGAUGGUCGUAUCUGUAUCGCUCUUUGCGCUCCUCGGGACAAUGGCCACUAGCAUGUACUAUCCCGCCCUCCCAACCGUAGCUAGCGAUCUUGGCGUGACUAUCACAGACGUCAACCUAUCAGUAACAACCUUUAUGAUCCUGCAAGGCAUCGCUCCCACUUUCAUCGGCAGUUUCUCCGACACUAGUGGCCGUCGCCUCGCUUACAUCGCGUGUUUCUCGACUUUUCUCAUUGCCAAUAUUGCCCUGGCACUACAGAAUACUUACGCGGGGCUUCUAGUGCUGCGGUGCGUACAAAGCGCCGGCGCCGGCGGGUUAAUUCCCCUCGCCAGUGGCGUUAUAGCAGAUAUUGUCGAGCCGGCUGAGCGUGGCUCCUAUAUGGCAUGGGCCACCGUUGCGCCCGUUCUUGGCCCUGCUUUGGCACCCGUGCUAGGCGGCGUCUUGACUCGAUAUCUGGGGUGGCAUUCCAUCUUUUGGUUCUUGGCCAUCGCGUGCGUCGUGCUGGGGAUCUUGUUCCUCUUCCUUUUCCCCGAGACCAACCGUAAACUUGUAGGCAACGGAUCGCGGGUGCCACCGCGGCUCAGUCAACCUCUCUGCUUAUGUUUCCAGCAGCGGAGCAAACAGCAGCAGGUAGAGGCCACGGAGCGGAAUUCCAUGUCUUUCCCCAAUCCUUUCUCUAUUUUCAAGGUGGUGCUGGACAAGGAGGGGGCGGUGGUGCUAGCGGGCAACGGUGUAAUCAACAUACUGAUUGCUGGCGUCAACACUGGGCUUCCGCAGCUUAUGACGAGCCUCUACGGCCUUUCUGAGGUGCAAACAUCCCUUUGCUUCUUGGCUUUUGGUGUUGGCAGCGCUGUCUGUACUGUCAUCACAGGCCGACUCAUGGACAGGGCCUACCGAAAGACAGCUGCUAAGCAUAAUAUCCACCUAAAGUUUGCCCGUCGGGACCCAAAUAUGCCUGUAGAGCACGCCCGCCUGCAAGUAACAUGGCCGCAUAUCGUCGCCGCUAUCGCGAGUCUUAUUGGGUAUGGAUGGACGUUGAACAAGCCCACCCACCUAGCCGGACCCAUAGUGUUCCUCUUUGUCAUCGGCUACACCACCACCGCCGUGGCGCAAGCUCUGAACGCUCUUCUGGUAGAUCUCUUCCCUCAAGACGCGGCUACUGCAAGUGCGGCUAACAACUUGAUACGCUGUGGCUUGGGUGCUGCCAUAACCGCCGCUAUACAACCAUUGACCGACGCAGUUCACCCUGGUUGGACAUACACUGUCUGCGCGGCCAUUCUUUUGUUUAUCGUUCCCUUUUUCAUUGCAUUGACUCGUUUUGGACCAGGUUGGCGGGCGAGUCGCGUUAAGCAAGACGCCGCGGGUAAUGGAGGAGAGGAGAAUAUUGUGCAAGUCACUGAAAAUACAGAGGCGAAGGCUCCCUAAAGAUUAUGCUUGUAGCUUAUAAAGCCUCUUGCAGUAUACAUGACGUUGUGGGAUUGUGGGAUUGAGGGGAUAGAAGGCAUGUCAAUAGAGGAGUUAUUCAGUACAUAGAUCGGAGCUUUUGUUCAGUCUCCCGCUCAUUAUGCACCUGCCUUCUUUGCCGGGUGGACAUCUUGUUCAUUAAUCAGUCCUCUGUAAAAGGGCUGUGCGAAAGAGAGGUGCCAUCCCAAUCUGUCAUUUCGGGGCUGAGACACAGGUCUUGUCUGUGUAUGUGUGCGUCGGUGUUGGUGUUCUCGGAUUGCACUGCGAAGGAAAAGUAUAGGAGUGCUUUGGAGAUACUGGCACCCCGAUACGCGAAACCAUGCGAGCGCUUUGCAGGGAACUGAAUGAUGCUGAUAGCGUAUGCAGAAGAUGACAAGAAGC